ACAACCAAAACACGUGAUCACACCGCAACUGUUGUUGUCUCUGAUAUCUCUGAUAUCUCUAGAUAUCUCUCAUCUACUCACAAGAACAACCAAAUAACCCGUCUACCAUUAUUGAUCCUCUGAUUUGGUUCAGCAGAAUGGAGUGGCUGGAAGGUGCGGGUUUGGCUGACUAACUCUCCUGACCACAUCAACUCGCAAAAGCACAUAUCUCAUUUCCCUGAUUUGGUCGUCAACCAGAACGCGCCAUGUCAUCAUGCGCUAGUUCGGACGACGAGUCCAGCUCGGACGAUUCGCCUCGGCUGGAGCUGGAUAUUUACAAGCUCCUGGACCGCGCAACCAACAGCCUCCACGCCAAAUGCAUGAGAGCCGAGCGAUUCACUCGGGGAGCCAGUCAUGAAAUCUACCUCCUCACCUUUCAAGCGAGCCCAACAGCGCAUGAGCGCCUCGCGAGGUCUGGAUUUGUUUGCAUUGCACGCUUCACUCGCGUCAGGUCUGCCACUGCCGCCGCCAGGGACGCCAGCGAAAUCGCAACGGUCCGAUACGUCAGGAGCCACACCGACAUUCCCGUUCCCGAGGUCUAUCACCACGACCUGGACUUGGACAACACAGUCGGUGCCCCUUACGUCCUCAUGGAGCGAAUUCCCGGGCGGCAUCUAUAUCAAAUAUGGGAUGAUCUACCCCUCGAUCAUAAGAAGGCGGCGCUUUCACAGAUUACCUCGGUGAUCAUCCAGUUCGCGUCCCUGCGCUUCGACAAAAUCGGAUCUCUCAACGAGCAUGGAGUUGGCCCCCUCGUCAGCCCGUGCUUUGACCUACCCAGGGGACCCUUCAACUCGACUGAUGAGUAUUUACAAUCCUUCGUCUCGACCGACCAAGUCGAAUCACCGGAACUUGUCAGACUCUGUCAGCAGAUCCAGAAAGAGCUGGACGGUUUCCUGGCACUUCAUGCGGACGAACCUUACCUUCGACAGCCAUUUGGCAUGAUCCACGCCGACUUCGACGGCCAGAAUAUGCUCUUUGUCGAGCAACCCGACGGUUUGCCACCCAAGCUGUCCGGGGUAAUCGACUUUGAGUAUUCCCAUACCGGCCCUCUGUACUUCUUGUACGAGUACCCGAUCUUCAUCCAGGAUGUUUCCUGGUCCAAGGAACUCUAUGCUGACAACGCUCUCCUGCGCGCUCAUUUCGUCCGCGAAAUCUCUCGAGGGCUGCCAGAUGCCGAGUCACGAGCAGCAUUCAUCGCCUGCAUCAAUGCAAAGAACUUUGUAUUGAACGACUUCCAGAGAUGCUUCAUGUCAAUGAAGUGCUCCGAGCAUACUCUCAUCAACCUGUCCAAUUCCUAUCUAGAAGAUUUGAGAGACACCACAAGACCUGCUUAUUCUGGCCGACCAGACUACACUCCGGAGCGGUAUUCAGAGAGUGGAGAACUUGCUCUGCUGCCUCUAUGAGAGAAACUCCUCUACAGCCUAUGCAGCCAUUGGUAGAAGAAGCAGAAGUAAGCGCGAAGGGCAUGACCAAGGGGGCAAGACGCAAGAGGGUUCACUGAUGCUUUUUGCAAUGUCCCGCUUUUAACAUGCUCUUGGUCGUCUUCUUGCACUUGGGGCAGUGGUGCUUCGUCGGGUAGGGAGGCAUGUCGUGGAUAUCCUGUGUUAGCUAAGAGUUGACCUC
Phialemonium atrogriseum is the source of this 1662-nucleotide messenger RNA. RefSeq lists its product as uncharacterized. Bases 246 to 1442 code for a protein of 398 amino acids. NCBI's taxonomy places the organism in Eukaryota, Fungi, Ascomycota, Sordariomycetes, Cephalothecales, Cephalothecaceae. The record is from RefSeq and is a predicted model, not a curated record. The transcript is spliced from 2 exons.